This is a messenger RNA of Cyclospora cayetanensis, 1146 nucleotides long. RefSeq names its product orotate phosphoribosyltransferase-like. Bases 1 to 1146 code for a protein of 381 amino acids. The transcript is spliced from 5 exons. Gene Ontology annotation, biological process: 'de novo' pyrimidine nucleobase biosynthetic process; pyrimidine nucleotide biosynthetic process; pyrimidine ribonucleoside biosynthetic process. Gene Ontology annotation, cellular component: cytoplasm. Lineage: Eukaryota; Apicomplexa; Conoidasida; Eucoccidiorida; Eimeriidae. Gene Ontology annotation, molecular function: orotate phosphoribosyltransferase activity. The record is from RefSeq and is a predicted model, not a curated record.
AUGUCAUCCCCGUCAGUGAGCCCGCCACGGCUGACUUCAGCCCAGCGUGCCUUGUUGCACGCCGCCCAUGAAUGCGGCGCCUUGUUGUUUGGCCGUUUUACGCUUAAAAGCGGUCGGAUCUCCCCUUUCUUCUUCGAUGUUGGGAGGUUUAGGGACGGCAGGUGCAUGCAACUCAUUGCUGAGGCCUACGCUGCAUGCAUCUAUGAAAGCAGAAUCCAAUACGAUGUGAUCUUCGGACCGGCGUACAAAGGCAUCCCACUAGCCACCUGCACCGCUCUUGUGCUGGCUUCACGGUAUGGACAGCAGGCCCCUUUCAUCUAUGAUAGGAAAGAAGAAAAGGAUCAUGGGGAAGGGGGCUGUCUUGUGGGCGCUUGCGAGCUGCUCACAAACGGGCAGCAUAUGGUGGCCAUUAAUGAUCGGGUAGGCGAAGGUGGGUCGUCAUCGGAUUCCACUGUUGCAGGAGGAAUUAUUCCUCAAGGUUCGUCUCCUCCUCCUCUAGGGAGUUCUUCUUCAGGGGGCUCACAGGAAGGGCGAGGGCCAAGGGUCCUGGUUGUGGACGACGUUUUGACGUCUGGAACGGCUUUACGGAGUGGAAUCAAAAAGCUGCAGUCUGCUGCCAGCCGCACGGAAUUGGUGGCCUUAGUGGUUCUGCUUGACAGGCAGGAGAAGAGGGAAGGUAAGAGCUCAGGCAGCGAGUUAUCAGCUGCAGAAGCGGUAGGACUUGAGUUCAACACGAAGGUUUUGCCUAUAUUAACAUUCGGAGACUUACUUUGCUUUCUUGAUGAGCUGAUGGAGAGCGAACACGAUGCUGGAAAGAGAGAGGAGCUUCUCAGAGCAGCAAUUGAGCAAGCAGGCAUAGCAAACAGGGCAAGGGAACUAUUCGAAGACGCAACUCGCAAUAGGGGGCGUGUUCUGCUCACCACCUCAGCCCACACUAACGCAACAGUUUCGCCAACUUUUGUACUGAUGCUUAAAGCAGCUUCUUGGCUGGUGGAGGUUGUAGGAUCACCGAAGGCCCCUAGAGAUCCUAAAACAGUGGGGUGUCACGAAGGGCCCCCUGUGCAAUGGGAAACAAGGGCUGGCGAAUGCCCUUCAAAGAACCCUCUAAGGGUCUGGAGAUGCUUUUCCGCAGAAGGCGCUAUCUAG